CUCUUCUAUAAGGAAACGAAUCGCUUUGGGCGUUCUGCUAAGUUUACCCCUCCCCUUUGUAGGCGGGAUAUAUCGCACGCAGCUCCUCUCUCGAAGAUGGCUGCGGGCUGGGCAGUGUGUAUCUCGGGUCGGUGGCCUGCUUUGGCGCGGUGCUGCUGGCGGGCAGAGGUGGCUGCUUACUCCUCUGCGCCGGCUGCGAGCAGCAGGGAAGCCCAGCAGAGGGAAGCUUCGACAAGGAGAAGAGGCAGGACAUCACAGUCCAUAAGAUCUCAUAUACCUCCCAGAACUGAGAGGAUGGCUGUUGACCAGGACUGGAGCAGUGUUUAUCCAACAGCAGCUGUGUUUAAACCUGCAUCUGUGCCUCUUCCAAUUCGAAUGGGUUACCCAGUGAAGGGAGGAGUACCUCCACCGAAAGAAGGCAACUUAGAGCUUGUAAAGAUUCCCAAUUUUUUACAUCUUACUCCUCCUGCAGUUAAGAAACACUGUGCAGCUCUCAGAGAUUUCUGCACUGAAUGGCCAAGUGCUUUGGACAGUGAUGAAAAAUGUGAACAGCAUUUUCCUGUUGAAAUCGAGACAGUGGAUUAUGUUUCUGCAGGUACAUCUAUUCGUAAUCCCAAAGCAAGAGUAGUGACUUUAAGAGUUAAACUUUCUAACCUGAAUUUGGAUGACCAUGCAAAGAAGAAGCUCAUUAAACUUGUAGGAGAGAAGUACUGCAAGGAUACGGAUGUUCUCACUAUUAAAACAGACAGGUGUCCACUAAGAAGACAGAACUAUGAUUAUGGAAUACAUCUCCUCACAGUUCUGUACCAUGAAUCUUGGAAAACUGAACCAUGGGAAAGUGAGAAGACUGAAGAAGACAUGGAAGAGUAUAUCUGGGAAAACAGCUCCUCUCAGAGAAAUGCCCUGGACACUCUACUUCAAAUAAAAGCCACAGAGAAUGUCAGUAAUGUAACUAAGGAAGAGCUUCUUGCAUCUGAAGUUGUUAGGAAUUACAGAAACUCUGUAAUUGCACUUAAAAAUGAAGGUGAAACAGAAAGUAACAUGUCUCAGUAUAAGGAAUCUGUGAAAAAACUAUUAAAUAUACAAGCAUUAUCGUGAAAGAUUCUGCAGGUACACUUAAUUAUUACUGAAAUACUGAAUUAUAAUAUGUUGAUAUUACUGUAUGAUAUGGAUUCAGAACUUUAACCAAAUUGCUGAUGAGUUACUUUUGAAUGUAAUUAGAUUUUUUUUUUCUCCAAGUUUUUCUUGUAAACAUAACUUAGCUGUGCAGGAAUCUUGUUCUUGAAUAAAGGAUGCAUUGAGUCAUA
Messenger RNA from Coturnix japonica (Japanese quail), 1307 nucleotides. RefSeq names its product mitochondrial ribosomal protein S35 (gene MRPS35). Gene Ontology annotation, cellular component: mitochondrial small ribosomal subunit. Gene Ontology annotation, biological process: mitochondrial translation. Gene Ontology annotation, molecular function: structural constituent of ribosome. NCBI's taxonomy places the organism in Eukaryota, Metazoa, Chordata, Aves, Galliformes, Phasianidae. The record is from RefSeq and is a predicted model, not a curated record.